Messenger RNA from Scaptodrosophila lebanonensis, 1181 nucleotides. It is a transcript of the gene MED31, whose product is annotated as mediator of RNA polymerase II transcription subunit 31. The coding region runs from base 447 to 1118 and encodes 223 amino acids. Gene Ontology annotation, molecular function: transcription coregulator activity. The transcript has 3 exons. Gene Ontology annotation, biological process: regulation of transcription by RNA polymerase II. Gene Ontology annotation, cellular component: mediator complex; core mediator complex. NCBI's taxonomy places the organism in Eukaryota, Metazoa, Arthropoda, Insecta, Diptera, Drosophilidae. The record is from RefSeq and is a predicted model, not a curated record.
AGCUGAUUAAAAACAAUUGAAUUCCUUUUGCUUUUCACGAACACAAAGGAAGCGACGCCGCCGCACUGUAGUUGAGGUUUUCUUUCUGUGCCGCUUUUUUUUUUGUUUACUAUGAUUUACACAAAUGUAAACGCUUUUAAAAUUUUCCAUCCAUACUCGUUUAACGCGCGUGCAUUAAUUUAAUUUUUUGUCUACAUAUAGUAUAUUUUUUGUUGUUAAAACCUCACACCAAAAAAUCACUAGCUACAUAUGUACGUACAAAAACAACAACAAAAAUAAGAGCAACCCAGCACAAACAGCACACACAGACAUAAGCAUAUAGACGGCAUCAAAACCACAAGAAAAAAUACUUAUCUUUGCCACAAUUACCACCAACAAAGUUGAACAAACUGAAAAAACGCAAAGACACCAACGAAACCCUUUCCAGUGCAGCAACAGCUAGAAAAAUGGCCAAGAUGUACGGAAAGGGUAAGACUGCCAUUGAAUCAGAGGAACAACAAAAGCGACGUUGGCUAAUUGAGCUGGAAUUUGUGCAGUGCCUAUCGAAUCCCAAUUAUUUAAACUUUCUUGCUCAGCGUGGCUACUUCAAGGAUCCAUCUUUUAUCAAUUAUCUUAAGUAUUUGCAGUAUUGGAAAGAGCCGGAAUAUGCGAAAUAUUUAAUGUACCCUAUGUGCUUGUAUUUUCUCGAUUUGCUGCAAUAUGAACACUUUCGGCGUGAAAUUGUGAACUCGCAGUGUUGUAAAUUUAUUGACGAGCAAGCAAUUUUACAAUGGCAACAUUACACCCGUAAAAGAAUUAAAAUGAUGAACUCGGUUGGUGAAAAUGCGGCCGCUGCAGCAGCGCUGCAGCAGAGCAAUGGAGGCAUUCCUGUGCCUUCCCAAGAAGCAGCUACCGCCACGGGCACAGAAGCAGCAAAUCCUCAACAGCAACAACAGCAGCAGCAAACAUCAGCACUGCCUACAAGUGCUCUGCAAAAUGGAGCUGCAAAUGUAACGCAGACGCAAGUGAGCGGAGGUCAACAGCAGCAGACAACGCAGAGAGAUCAAGCACAAACAGCUUCUGCUCAACAGCAACAAAUCAAUGGCCUGGCAGCACCAGGCAGCAUGAAACUAGAUUAAAAUUAGGCAAAUAUUUAAAAAACUACAAAAACGGGCAAUAAAAUCCGUAAUUGUACUACGCUA